This is a messenger RNA of Notolabrus celidotus (New Zealand spotty), 5192 nucleotides long. It is a transcript of the gene sema3e, whose product is annotated as sema domain, immunoglobulin domain (Ig), short basic domain, secreted, (semaphorin) 3E. Gene Ontology annotation, biological process: positive regulation of cell migration; neural crest cell migration; axon guidance. Lineage: Eukaryota; Metazoa; Chordata; Actinopteri; Labriformes; Labridae. The record is from RefSeq and is a predicted model, not a curated record. The transcript is spliced from 17 exons. Bases 1019 to 3394 code for a protein of 791 amino acids. Gene Ontology annotation, molecular function: chemorepellent activity; semaphorin receptor binding.
AAUCCAGCUGCCUGGGAGGGAGGGAGAGAGAGAUCUCGAGGCAAUCUAGAGGAAGGAGCAGGCAAUUUUAAAGCUGAUACACACUCCCCACGUUUUCAGCCCCACACAAACACACACCAGCUUUUCCUCAGACGCACCACAGCAUGGCAGGUGGCCUCUGCCCAGAUCAGUAGCAUGUGGUAGAGGCCAUCUUAACUGACUCACUGAGGUUUUGAGCUGAGGUUUGGGAUCCUCCCUGGCUGCUGGAGCGUGAGCAGAGUUUUGGAGCUUGAGCUUCACUUUCUUCCCCUAGUGCAGAGAGACGGCACGCCAGGCACGAGGCUCCCUACUCCUCCCCUCUUACUCCCCUUCUCCCACUCUGCCUUUUUUUUUCCUGGGCUUCUGUCCAGAGAAUGACUGGCUCCAGUGGACUUUAGAGGAGGAACACAGCCUGAGGACACAGUACAGGAGCUGCCUGCCUGCCUGCCUGCCUGCCUGCCUGCCUGCCUGCCUGCCUGCCUGCCUGCCUGCCUGCCUUCCCGCCUGCUGGGACAAUCCAAUGCAUUGAGGUUUCCCAAAUCAGCACCUCCUUACCUUUGUGAGAUUUCAAUUUUUUUCUGUCAUCAGAUCAGAAGGACUGGAUCUAAGCUGGGCUUACAGACAGACGGACUGACAUAUGGACAGAGAGCAGUGGGCACUGCAGCGUGAAUGUAGCAACUGGACUUCUCCUCUCCCUGGUUACUCAGACCAAACAAGGAUAAUAGUCAGAUCACUAUCCUGUCCACCGAGGUGGUGGGUGGAUGCAGCAUUCAGAAGACUGCUAUAGGGGAAAGCAGAGACUGUAUAGAAGCUGCAGAGAUACAUCACCAGGGAGAAAAAGGAUUUCUACCUCCAAGCAGACUUUUGUCAGAUUCUUCUAGUUUGUAAGAACUUGUAGAGCAAAUAAAGAGGACUUUCUUCCUUUUCAUGGACUUUGCUGCGCGUGUUAAGUGGACUUGCAGGGUUUUGUGUAAAUGAACGUGGAGCAUCCGUCUUAACUAUGAUGGCAGAGUGUGUAAGGACUGUGUAUCUGACACUGAUGCUGCUGUAUCUUGAUCUGCUGGGUACAGCUUACACAGCCCACAGCAUCUACCCGAGGAUACGGCUCUCCCACAAAGAACUAUGGCAGCUAAACCGGACCUGGGUGUUCCAUGGACAUGCAGCUUCUAUCCAGCCUCAGACCAUGCUGCUUGAUGAAGGUCACGAGCGGCUCUAUGUUGGGGCCAAGAAUGCUCUUUACUCCCUUAGCCUCGAUGGGGUUAACACACACCCGAGAGAGAUCCAGUGGUCCAGUACAGAAUAUCAAAUAGAGGAGUGUUUGAUGAAGGGGAGGGAGAAGCCGGAGUGUGCAAACUACAUCAAGGUAUUGCAACAGUACAACCAGACUCAUUUGCUGGUAUGUGGAACGGGAGCCUUCAAUCCAAUCUGUGGCCUGGUCACAGUGGGAAACACAGGGCAGAACAGGCAGUUUGCUCUGGAAGAAGACAGUGUGAUGAGCGGUAGAGGACGGUGUCCAUAUGACCCAAACAGCCCCUGCACUUCAACACUCUCCAGAGGGGAGCUGUAUAUUGCCCUGUACACUGACUACUGGGAGAAUGAUGGUGCUCUCUGUCGACUCAACAACCAGACCUACACUCGCACUGAAAGAGACGACAAGCAGCAACUGAAUGAACCUAAAUUUGUGGGCUCAGCGGUUAUUCCUGACAACGAUGACAGGGAUGAUGAUAAAGUUUACUUCUUCUUCACUGAGCGAGAGACGGACGCAGAGGGAGCGAACAAGGCCGUGUAUUCUCGUGUUGGCAGAGUCUGUGCGAACGACCAGGGAGGACAGAGGAUGCUGGUGAAUAGAUGGAGCUCCUUCCUGAAAACUCGUCUUAUCUGCUCUGUGGCCGGGCCAAACGGCAUUGAUACACACUUUGAUGAGCUUGAGGACGUGUUUGUUCUGAACAACAAAGACAGGAAAAACCCAGAAAUCUUUGGCCUCUUCAGCACAACAAGUGCUGUGUUUAAAGGCUAUGCAGUGUGCAUCUAUCACAUGGAGGAUAUAAGAGCAGCCUUUAAUGGUCCCUUUGCCUACCGGGAGAGAGCUGAGCAUCACUGGACUCCUUAUGAGGACAGAGUCCCCUACCCUAGACCUGGAUCUUGUGCCAGUAAAGUUAACGGAGGGGGCUUCUCUAGCUCAAAGGAGUUUCCUGAUGAGGUUUUGCGAUUUGUACGUGCUCAUCCUGUGAUGUAUCGCCCAGUCCUUCCUCAGCACGGCAGGCCUGUCCUGCUGCAGACAGAGUCCGGCAGCAGAAAACUGACUCAGAUCGCUGUUGACAGAGUCCAAGCCCAAGAUGGACACUACCAUGUUCUCUACAUUGGCACUGAUGACUCCAGCGUGUUGAAAAUUAUCACCAUUUAUAACAAAGACACAGACACUAUGGAGGAGGUGCUGCUGGAAGAGCUGCAAGUAUUCAAGGAGCCUGUGCCCAUAAAAGAGAUCAUAAUAUCACCGAAAAGGCAACAGCUGUACGUGGGAUCAGAAGUGGGUGUGGCUCAGGUCAGACUGCACCAGUGUGACCUCUAUGGCUCAGAAUGUGCUGACUGCUGUCUGGCCAGAGACCCUUACUGUGCCUGGGAUGGUCUCACCUGCUCCAGAUACUACCCUGCUGGAGUCUACACUAAAAGCAGACGAUUCAGGCGGCAGGAUGUUCGCCAUGGCAACGCCGUCCAGCUGUGCAAUGGGCUGCAAAUUGAUGAUGAACAAUGGCACAGAGCUGAGGAGAGGUUUGUUUACGGCGUAGAGAACAACAGCACUUUACUCGAGUGUGUCCCUCGAUCACUGCAAGCCAAGGUGCUGUGGUUCCUACAGAGAGGGGAUGAGAAACACGAGGUUCGAGGUGAUGAGCGGGUAAUCGUGACUUCCCACGGGCUCCUGUUUUUACGAGUCAGGAGCUCUGACGCUGGUGUGUACGUGUGCCAGACUGUUGAGCAUGGAUAUGUGCACACAUUAUUACGUAUCACUCUGCACGUGCUCAGAGGGGAGAAGGUGGAGUCAGUGAUCCACAGAGUGAAUGAUGGAGAGGGAGACAAAGCUGCUUCGUGCCCCCACUCCUCCCUUGGCCCACUACCCGGCCCCAGCAUCAGCCCCAGGGCUCUGGUCCCUUCCUCUCUUCCUGGCCCCCACUCACGGCUGUGGUACAAGGAGUUCCUCCAGCUUAUUGGCUACGGGGAUGCCCAAAGAGUGGAAGCAUACUGUGAGAGAGUGUGGUGCUCUGAUAAAAAACGCAAAAAGACCAAAAAGAAGUAUGCGACUCCUGCUGGAGAGAAAAGAGGGAAAGGGAGGGGGGAGGAGAACUCCCACCGAGCGCCUCGGCACACCUUGGACACCUGAGGAGAAUAAGCUAACUGCAUAUUCACACCGAGCACACACACACGCACAUACAGUCUAAAGGUCGGAUUCACUCAGUGUUUGCACCAUGUAUAGAGGUUUCUCUUUGCUUUUAACAUAAACAGUAACAGUAAAACAACACCAGCAGGCUGUCCUGCUUUUGUAGCUACAAUAACCACACUUUUGUUACUGUAUUACAAGUGAUGUUUUGCCUUAUGUGGUGUGCUGUAAACUGAUUAUGUGGUGCAGACCCUGGGUAAGUACUUUGAAUGUCAGUGUCAGUGCAGAGCAGAGGCCCUGGCAGGAGAUGGACCACUGAUUAAGGGACAUCCCCUCUGAUCUGAAGAGACAGAAAACAACAAAUCAGCUCCUGUGGACUGACCCAGCCUGACUCUGCUGUCAGUCAAAACGCACACAGAGACUACAGCACAACACCUUUGCUACGGCUCUCAUUCCUUGCCUCAAUAUGAAACUCACAUAUGUAUCUAUUAUGAGAGGAAACGACUCUGUUUAAGAAAAGCUCUUUUGGUACUAUGCUAACUUAUUUUCUUGGUCUUUACUCCGUAGCUGUUUAGAUGUCGUAAACUGGAAAAUGUAGUGCUGGUUUUUAUUGUACAGUGAAAUAAUGCAUUGAGCUUUAUGAUACUGCUAAUUUUAAUACAAUGUGGGGAUGUAGGGUAACAUUGGCCACAAUGCAUCCAGUUAAAUGUUGCGAUGCCACUAUUAUGGAUAUUUGAGGCAUGUUUUAGUUAUAUUUAUGCCCUCAAUGGAAAUAAAUACUAUUUAAGCACUUGUAAAAACAGUUAGAGUUGAUGAAAAGUGGUUCUAUAAGUGAAUAUUAUUGUCCUUGUAUGUGUCUACAUUUACAGAUACAAUUGUGAUCAAACGUACCAGCAGUGUUGUGCGUAUUGUAUAUUUUAUUUAUCUAAAAUCAGGAUGGUUGUUGAGGGCCCACCUGUUAAGUUAAACACCCAUCUCACUUUGACUUUCCCCCUUUUUUUCCCAUUCUCCUCUGUCAUUGUUGCUCUUUUACUCCCUUCCUCUGUUUCUCCCACUUAAUUUAUCUUCCCUUUUGUUCGUCUGUGACAAUGUUGCAGAUGGGUUCGUAAUUACCACUACAAGCAGCACAUUUCCGUCUGGUGGAAAAGAGAAAUAGAUGUUAGGUUGGCUAUCCAAGCAUGUCAUUGGCAAAACAAACAAUGAAUAUUCAGCCGAGUUCUGAGAUGUCAGACUCAAAGAUGUUACAGAGAGAUGUAUCGUACUGGUCAGGUUAUUUGAAUGAUCACUUCUUUUCCAUACCGUGCCUUAUUUUCACCAAGUAUUCCAAAUGUAUGGUUUUGACCUUGCUGUCUUUACUAAAUCAUAAUGUGGCUAAAAGAAAAAAACACACAAUUUGUUGGGGUCUGUCACUCAUCAUUCUCCUUGAAUAUCCUUCAACUAAGCUUAAGAUUGAGAGUGUUGUGUCUGCUAUACCCUUUAUAAAUAACUGCCAUUAAAAAAGAUGGGCCAUCUUUCGCCGGUGUCACCUCUGUGGUUUAGCAAUCAAUAACAACACACACACACACACACACACACACACACACACACACACGCAUACACACACAUUGAGACUCAGCCAGUGAAGCAGAAGGGAGGCCUUUAGAUUUGAUUACAACAGAAAUGAACCUGAAUAACGAAGUAUUUGUUACAAAGUAUUAUUUCAUGUCACCAGACAGGAAAACAUGAAAGUGAAAGUAGCUUUCUCUCCUGAUACUGUUGAACACACAUCAUGCUUGUGAAAUUUAAAAUCUAAUACAACCAU